AUGGCCUCGUUUACCGUAGUUCUUCUGCUGGUGGUUGCUAGCGCGAGUUUGGUAAGCCUGUUAGGAUGAGAUUGAUUAUUUUGUGUACUUUUUCAGGCUGUAAGAGUAAUUCCUUCUAGCAUCGAUAGGUAAACUGAAAAAAUUAAACUGAGAAUAAAUUCGCAUGUAGGGAAGGAAAAGCUUGUGUCCCGCUGCUUGCAAAAGCCGCCUGUACUCACAUUUUGAACCGAGCGGAGCAGGUUCUUGGUCAUCGAGAGUACGAAAAAUACUAUGAUCUCUUCGAAGAUGAGGCCGAUUACGAAGUCAAGGGGACCAACUACAAGGGAAAAGGUUUUUUUUUUCGUUUUUCUCAGGUUUUUACAUAAGAAAUUGGUAUCAGAAACGCGUUUUUCGACUCUGAAUACGCUAGAAUGCUUACAAAAUGUCUUUGGGGCCACGUAGAAUGAAAAGUAAGAUUCGAAACGGAGAUUACUGUUUCAAAUCUAGUUUUCAACUAACUUUAUUCCAAAUUAACUCAAUGCUUUCAACUAGGGAUAACAGAUAAGUUACACAGAUAAGAGAGACUUCUCUUUUCCGAAGAGUACUGUACGUAAAAGACCGCAUUUCGCGUGUGCACUUUGCGUGUUUGCACACUUUGUGAUCCCAUCUCCUUUUUUUAUCUAUUUUUUAUUUGAAAUUUUAGUUUUAUUCUCAUAAGUCACAAUGAAUAGUUGAUGUUCAACCGUUUUCUAUGUUCCCAAACUCUCCCUACAUCUAUUUCGUGAAAUUGAGUACUUGUGUGUGAGAAAUAAAACAUUUUGAUUGGAUUGAUUGAUAUAGGUUUAAAACAUUUCAAUGAAAUUUAGAACAAAACUGUAAAAACGGGGAGAUAGGCCACUCAGAAUGUGCAAACACCCAAAUUGCAUACGCCAAAUGCGGACUUUUACAUACAGUACUCUGCGUAGCACCCUUCUACUGACCUAAAUUUCAGAAAUCCUCAAAUUCUACGCAGACAUGCUGUCAGCCCACCCCGUUCGCGAUAUAAUGGUUUGAAAACUCGAAUAUCCUGAAACAGAAACCCUUCAGUACAUGCUCAAAAGCUGGGACCAAUCCGAAACUCCCCAACUGGCCAAGUGCUUCUUGUCCCACAAAGCGACGCUCUUCUCGAAGAACUUCAACGCCGAAUACGUCUACUUUCUGCGCCAGGUUGAAUUAUCAGUUAUCACUUCUUUCUCAAUAAAGCUUUUUCAGGGCGAUGACUGCGCCUACCGUAUCUACCGCGUUGAACAAGACUGA
Messenger RNA from Caenorhabditis auriculariae, 1275 nucleotides. Lineage: Eukaryota; Metazoa; Nematoda; Chromadorea; Rhabditida; Rhabditidae. The record is from the annotation of a GenBank genome assembly.